UUACAUCAUAUCGAAACUUGAAUGGCCAAAUUGCCAUGUUUCGCUUUGUGCUUGCGCUUGGCCCUGGUGACUCUUGCCGUUGGGCACAAGAAACGCUGUGUGGACGACUAUGACAGCUUGAAGGCAGGUGAUGACUGCACAGUACGGUGGAAGGAGCUGAGCAACGGCGGGCCCUUCUUGUUGCCCACCCAGCCUGCGCUGGGAUAUGCCUGGGUGCAUCAGCUGCAGGAGGAGCAUUACUCAUCAAAAAAGGAUGCAGAGAAGGAGCUGAAGAAGGAUCGCUUUCCGGUGGUGCUCGGACAGGGCAACUUUUAUCUCACGGAUCGGCAUCAUCACGUCGCUGCUCUCCAGCUAUCUGACGACAAGGAUAUUUUUGACCUGGAGAUGCGGAUUUAUGUCAUUUGCGAUCUAAGAUCUUCAGGCAGCGAGAUUUUUUGGUCCAAGAUGCAGGACUUGAACUAUGUCUUUCUGCAGAAACGAGCCUCUCCCUUUGCACUUCCAGUGCUUGCCCGCGAGACGGAUUUGCCACAAAGCUGGACGCUCAACAGCUUCGAGGACGACCUUUGGCGUAGCCUGGCGGGAUUUGCGAGUCACGUCUCAGAUGAGAAACAGCGCUGCUAUGCCAAGAAAUGUCAGGAGUAUUUUGUGGACUUCCAAUGGGGCUUUGCCAUCAACAAGGCCACGGAAGACAUUCCGAGCUUGUGGCCUUCCAUGGCUCAACAGGCCACCUUUCGUUCGAAGCUGCAUGCCUUGCCGUAUCCUUCGCUGAAGGAGGUCGAUUUGAAGGCAUGGCAGGAGCUGGGCCAACUGGCACUGCCACUCUGCCACAGCCAGCGCCUGCAGUCCUUGCCGCUGCCGCCAGGCUAUUCCUCUCGCAUUCUUCAAGGAUGGUCCGCCACGCCGGUGCCCAAAGAUCCAAGCUGCGACUAUAGCAGCUGCAGGGCCCGGCAGAAAGCGAAGGACGAGCGAGAUCUCGUUGUGGUCUAGGUGUCUUGUUGAGUGAGAUCAGUCGCAGCCCGCAACCAUUUGUACGGUGGGUCUGCGAACGCAUGUCUGAUGGCUGGUGGUUGGCGUGUUGGUUCAUCCGACUUUGAAUGUGUUCUUGUG
Cladocopium goreaui is the source of this 1107-nucleotide messenger RNA. NCBI's taxonomy places the organism in Eukaryota, Dinophyceae, Suessiales, Symbiodiniaceae. The record is from the annotation of a GenBank genome assembly.